Molecule: messenger RNA, 807 nt
Organism: Phalaenopsis equestris
Lineage: Eukaryota; Viridiplantae; Streptophyta; Magnoliopsida; Asparagales; Orchidaceae
Product: protein RKD2-like
Exons: 4
Coding region: 1-807 (268 amino acids)
Molecular function (GO): DNA-binding transcription factor activity
Source: RefSeq, a predicted model, not a curated record
AUGGACAUUGAGACAGAUAUUCAGAGCUAUAUUUCAUGGCCUAUGUUUGAAGAGACUUCUUUCAGCAUGCCUUACUUGGACGAGAACAAUCUCAUAGAUUUUGCUCCUACUUUCUUCAACGAUUCCUAUGAUCUUCUUCCUCUUCCUGAAACCUUGGAGCACAGAGCUAUCCCUAUAUCCUACCUUCCACCAUUUUCGGAGAAACUUCAUUGCUCUGAAGAAAUCAUGAACUAUUACACAGAAGCCAUGCCGCUGAGCACAGUGACCAUUUCUUCACAGACUGUAAUGGAAGAGAAUGCAGCAGAGGAAAUGGAGAGGGAGGUGAAGAGUUUAAUGAGGGGAAGGAAAGCUAAAGGGAAGAGGAUGAUGAGGUCAUGCGAAUUAGGUUUAGAGGAAAUAAGGGGUUAUUUUAAUAUGCCGAUAACUAGAGCAGCCAUGGAAAUGAAUAUUGGAUUAACUGUGCUUAAGAAAAGGUGUAGGGAACUUGGUAUCACAAGGUGGCCGCAUCGCAAGUUGAAGAGCUUGAACACUCUUAUUACUAAUAUUCAGGAGAUAGGAAAGUGUUCAAGUGAUGAGAACAUUAAGGAGGAGCUGAAGUCACUGGAGAAGCACAAAAGGCUAAUGGAAGAGAAUCCAGAGAUUCAGCUAACUGAAGAAACAAAGAAGCUCAGGCAAGCCUGCUUCAAGGCAAAUUACAAGAGGAGGGUGGUAAAAGGAAUACAAGCAGCUCUGAGAGAGACAGUAGCCCUCACAAACCCCAAGCACGCCAACAGUAGUGGCAGUCAGUCUACCACUACGCAGUCUUAG